CAAACAUUCAAUCCAAAAGCUCUUGUAAAUCUGAAAAGAAAAGAAAAGAAAAAAUCUUUUCAGCCUAUGCACUAGAGUUUACUUUUAGCUGUAUUUAAUGUUGUCCCUCAGCGAAAACAUUAUUAGUGGUGGUAAUACCAAACUUCAUUGCUUUUCAAAUAAUUCCGGCAGUUCAACAGUUAACAGCCAAUAAAAAGCCCGCCUGUGUGCGAAUCUAGUCCUUUCAGCCACGCACUAGACAUUAAAUUUUGGGAGGACAAUUAAGUAGAGUUAACUGUUGCCUAUUCUCCCUGAGGUAGCUUCCCUUUUGAUCCUGCGGCGCCUGGCGCCUUCCAAAGCAUAACUUGUCUGCCUUAUUAAAAUGCUCCAACUUAUGGUGAAGGAUUGCCCGGUGCUUUUCAAAUGAAGCAGCAACAAUCAGAAAGGAUCAAGACGAGCUGCACGGCAGAAAGACUAAGACCAAUGUAAUAAAUUAGCAAUUACCCUUAUUGCAGCCCGGGGGCCACCAGCCGCCUCCCUCCCCAGCCAGGCGGCUCCGGCCUGAGAGUGUAGGCGGCCAAUGGCAGCCCCUCGCCCGGCACGUCACGGGCUGCAGGGGGGAGAUUGGAGGGCGGCCACAUGAAAGAGGAGCGGCAGAACUUUUAUAGCUGUUAAAGUGCAGGAGAAGCUUGCAGGGUCCCCGAGUCCCAUCGCGAGCCUGCUGCCCUGCCCCAAGCAUGGAGCCCGGGACCCCAUCUCCCACCCUGCACUUCGCACUGCUGGUGCCUGAGCCUGGGGCAGGGAGCCUGGAGCCUGGACCCCACCCCUGAGGCUGGAGCUGGGUCCCUGGAGUCUGGACCCCACCCCUGAGACUGGAGCUGGGUCCCUGGAGUCUGGACCCCACCCCUGAGACUGGAGCUGGGUCCCUGGAGCCUGGACCCCACCCCUGAGACGAGCUGGGACCCUGGAGCCUGGACCCCACCCCUGAGGCUGUUGCUUGGGCCUGAGUUCUGGGGCGGUGUCUGGAGCCUCUGGGGGUGCGUAUGCAGGGCUGACUCCCCUUUGCCCCCCGCAGCAGUUUUAUGGCUCCCUCCUCCCUGAGGAUGAAUCCUGGCCAGAGGUCUCUGACCCCAGAGACAGCCCACGCGGAGACCAGCAAAGGAGUGGCCGCCCUCGUCAAGGGGAGCCCCCUUGCUGAGGAGCAGCUGCCCAGGAUGGGCUCCAAGGCACUGGGAUGCAGGGGCCAAACCACCUCCAGCCCUCUACUGCCUUUCAGUGUGGAGUCCCUGCUGAUCACGGAGCGCAAGCUGUGUCCCCAGAGCAGUCGCCCGCACCAGCCACCCCCCGCUGCCACUGCCGAAGCGCCACCCACCCGGGCCCGGAGCAGCUUGUACACAGCGGAGUCAGGCCAAGAUUUCCCGGAGCAGCGGACUAAGCAGCAGCCACUGGCGGUGGAGAGUCCGGGUGACAAGGAGCCCAACUCCUGGUUUGCAAAGUCUGCCUGUUCUCCACCAAGGCAGCCCAGCCCUCCACCCUGCACUCUGAGGAAGCACAAGAACAAUCGCAAGCCCCGCACGCCCUUCACCACCUCGCAGCUGCUGGCGCUUGAAAGGAAGUUCCGGCAGAAGCAGUAUCUGUCCAUCGCCGAGCGGGCCGAGUUCUCCAGCUCUCUCAAUCUCACAGAGACCCAGGUCAAGAUCUGGUUCCAGAACCGCAGGGCUAAGGCCAAGAGGUUGCAGGAAGCAGAGCUGGAGAAACUCAAACUGGCCACCAAGCCCUUGCUGCCCUCUUUUGCCCUGCCCUUCCCGCUGGGGGCACACCUGGGCUCCCCCUCCCUGUACGGAGCCACCAGCACUUUCCCCAGCAGAGCAGCCCUGCAGCCUGUCCCAGGUCUCUUCACAGCGCCAGUCACCUAUGGCAUGUACUACCUGUCCUAACAACCUGGUGCAGGGGCCAGGCUCUGUGUGCAGCACUUGGGUCACAGUGCCCCCGGCCUGCGCUGCUGCACAUAGGGCGAGCAGCACAAUAUGUGGGCCGGCAAACCCACUUCUUCGCUGGCUGCUGAUUGUGGACUAGCCCCCUUCUGACCAGCAUGCACUGAGUGGCUUAUGGCUGCCAAGGGUCAGUCCCUGGCUGUGGAACAGCAGGCGAAAAUCUACUGGGAAUAGUGUUUGGGCUUCAAUGCUGAAGGAUAGCUGCCUCCCAGAUUGUAGGCAAGAAAAAGUUCCUUCCCCAUGGGCUCCCUCACUUCAGCACCCCAGUGCAAUGCACUUGCUUCCCAGCCCAGCUGGCACAGGGCUGACUUUAGCUCUGAACUGUGUCAGGUUACUCUUGAUCCUGGUAUGAAUCUGAUCCUGUCUUCCAGCCUCUGAACAGGGGAGACCCAAUCAUAGUAUAACUGGAAGUUCCUAUCACCCCAUAUCGAUCUCUAAUGGCCUUUCCUGUUAGCAUCUCCCUCUCCCAAGCAUAUCCUAGUCUGGGGAGCUUGUCCCUGAGUGUAUUCAACAACCACAAGUCACUGGUCUCAAUGCUGGGGUUGCAGAGAGCAGGUCUCUGGCCUGUGCUGGUCUGACUGACUAACGUGAUGGUACUGUGUGGCCUGAACACCCGUGGAUGGGAUUGUGCUGGAUACUGACACUGCAGCACUGCAUGGGAAGCCUGGUGCUUCCCCUGCUCCCGAUGCUGCAUGGCAGAGCACAAGGUGUUGAAGGACAACGAGAGUAAAACAGCACAAAGCAGAGACUGCUCCCCCCUGCACUCCUAACACACACACAUUCUUCCAGAACCAGCUUGGGUUUGAUUAAUCAUCCCUCCUCAGUGUCUUCCUCCCCCUACCCCUGACUACCCAUCCGCAAGGCUCCCCCUGGCAUGAAUGAGUUCCACCCAGUCAUGAUUUCAGGGUAUGGGACCAAUGGGCCUGACUAUGCAGCCAUUAUCCAUGAGCAGUUGGCCUUACGGAGUCACCCCAUUGGGGGAUGGAGCUCUGCCAGGCCCAUGCUGCUUUCCCUGGGGCUGGCAGUGACUCGAGGCCAGGUACCUUAGUGCUCUCUUGCUUUAAAUAGAGGACAGUCUGAUUUUUGUAUGGGUCACUAGGGGGCUGUAUUUGAGGAUGCUAAGCUGUUUAUAGGUGAGCUCUCGCUAGGACUCACAGGUGUGUCUACGCUGUGUGCAUUUCAGCCCAUGUGAAAGGCGCAGAGCUAAUUCCACGUACAUAGUUUGGGUUUUGUACAGAGCCCUGAAUGGGCUGGGGCAGAAAUCUCCCUGUUUUGUACAAAGCAGUCAGUCAAUAAAGCCUCUAAGUUAAUCAAGGCAGCGGUGCGGCUCACAGCUUUGUUCUUUGUAAACAAUAUCGUAGCUUUCCCCAAAAUGUAACAAACCGUUUCCUAACCAGAGCCAGUGUAUUCAGCCUGCACAAUGAGGCCUGGCUGCUGGGGAGAGCCAAGAGGGGUUCAUGUAAAAUACUGCACAGAUUAGCGAGGCCUGCCUGGCAGGUGUCAAGCUUGUGCCGCACACACAGCACAGCUUCCUGCCCUGCCGCUGCGGUAAUGCUUGGGGCUCUUUGGAUGUACUGCAAAAAGCUACCUCUGCCAUUGCCCCGGCGCCUAGUAGGGUGACCAGAUGUCCCAUUUUUAAAGGGACAGUCCCGUUUUUGGGGAGUUUUUCUUAUACAGGCACCUAUUACCCCCCACCCCGGUCCCAUUUUUUUGCAGAUGCUGUCUGGUCACCCUAGCACCUAGCCAGCUACUGUGCACUGCCACUGCUAGAGGCAACCCCCCAGCCAUCUCAGAGGAGUGAACAGAAUUGAGGUGGCUGCCCUGCUGGAGAGCAGAGCCACUUCUCCAGGUGUUGGAGGUCUCCCAUUUGCCAAGGGUCUCGCUCCAAGCCCCCAGGCAGUGGCUCCGGUCCACUCCCUAGCACUUUGCAGCCCUGCUUCACCCCCCCAUCCCUACCCCACAAUGUAGGGG
Mauremys mutica (yellowpond turtle) is the source of this 3944-nucleotide messenger RNA. RefSeq names its product homeobox protein MSX-3-like. The transcript has 3 exons. Gene Ontology annotation, biological process: embryonic morphogenesis; regulation of transcription by RNA polymerase II. Gene Ontology annotation, molecular function: RNA polymerase II transcription regulatory region sequence-specific DNA binding; DNA-binding transcription factor activity, RNA polymerase II-specific. The record is from RefSeq and is a predicted model, not a curated record. The coding region runs from base 1062 to 1916 and encodes 284 amino acids. NCBI's taxonomy places the organism in Eukaryota, Metazoa, Chordata, Testudines, Geoemydidae. Gene Ontology annotation, cellular component: nucleus.